AUGGAGUCUUCUAGGACCUUCAUGAGAAAGCUGCCAAUCACACCCGGCUACAGUGGCUUCGUGCCAUUCAUUAGCUGCCAGGGAGGCUCCAGCGAGGAAGAUGUGGGCCACUGCCUGAAGACCUUCCAGGAGAGCACGCGCAGAUACAAAGCCCGGCUGGAGGAGCUUCGCUGCUUGGUGGCCACUGCUCCUACACUGAAGCCUGUGUGCUCCGAGGAGACGGUCCAGCGGGCCGUGCACGAGUACUACCGGAAGUACCACCCCUUGAGUCUGGAAUGCAAAUACAUCAAGAAGCCUCCUGAGGAGCCACCCAUCCCCGGCUGGGCAGGCUACCUGCCUAGAGCCAGGGUCACUGAAUUUGGCUGUGCCACGAGGUACACUGUCAUGGCCAGAAACUGCUACAGGGACUUCCUGAACAUCACAGAGCAGGCCAAGAGGACACGUCUGAAGCCAUACGAAGUAACUUACGGAGUCAGCACCCCACAGCUUCCUGCUCCUUCUCCAAAAGUGUUGAUUCACGAAGGGCUGCUGCCCAAAUACCCGGAUUUCUCUGUCCCAGAUGGAAUCUGCCCUGCCCUGCAAAGACCAUUGAUGGAGGACCCCAGCACCCUGGGCCCGUGUGGCUGUGCUCAGAGGCCAGACCUGUGGUGCAACGAGAAGUUUUCUCUAUAG
Messenger RNA from Lepus europaeus (European hare), 672 nucleotides. It is a transcript of the gene SPMIP5, whose product is annotated as sperm microtubule inner protein 5. Bases 1 to 672 code for a protein of 223 amino acids. The transcript has 5 exons. The record is from RefSeq and is a predicted model, not a curated record. Lineage: Eukaryota; Metazoa; Chordata; Mammalia; Lagomorpha; Leporidae.